CUCACCUACCGAGCCGCUCUGCACGGUAUAUAUCGACCUCCAAAUCCUCGGCUUCUUCGCCGCUCUCUUUGUUUCGUUGGGAUCCAAGAAAGAGAGCAAGAGAGAGAUGGGGAGCGAUGCGAAGGUGUACACGCUGGAGGAUGUCUCGAAGCACAAUUCCAACGAGGACUGUUGGCUUAUCAUCGGCGGCAAGGUUUACAAUGUAACAAAAUUCUUAGAAGAUCACCCUGGGGGAGAUGAGGUUUUGCUGUCAGCAACUGGGAAGGAUGCCACAGACGAUUUCGAGGAUGUGGGCCACAGUACCACUGCAAGGGCAAUGAUGGAUGAGUACUAUGUUGGGGAGAUAGAUGCAACGACGAUUCCCACCAAAGUCAAUUAUACCGCUCCCAAGCAACCUCACUACAACCAGGACAAGACCUCUGACUUCAUCAUUAAGCUACUCCAGUUUUUGGUUCCCUUAGCUAUCUUGGGGUUGGCUGUUGCCAUCAGAAUCUACACAAAAUCAGCCUAGAUAUGAUGCCAAAUUAAAUAACUUAGUGAUAAGUUGGUAUUUGUAGUGUCUUACAUUUCUGCAACUUCAAUAGUGUCUGGUAACUCUGCUUGUAUCUCAUUUCUGGGGUUACUUAUUUUCAUCUGUUAUUCCUGUGAUACUGGAGCAUAUUCUCUUCUCCAUGCUUAAAUUCGUCUGAACAUUUUCAGUUAUUUCUAUUGGCUGAACAUUUUCAGUUAUUGCCUUUUUGAAA
Messenger RNA from Phoenix dactylifera (date palm), 743 nucleotides. RefSeq names its product cytochrome b5-like. Gene Ontology annotation, cellular component: membrane; intracellular membrane-bounded organelle. Lineage: Eukaryota; Viridiplantae; Streptophyta; Magnoliopsida; Arecales; Arecaceae. Gene Ontology annotation, molecular function: heme binding. The record is from RefSeq and is a predicted model, not a curated record.